UCAGACCGGGAGAUUGUGGGGUCGCUGCUUUUCUGCAUGACCAAGCACUACCCCACAGAAGUCGCCACGACUUUGUGGAGGAGGUUUCCACCAACUGACAGGUCUGCCCUGCCACUCUGGGAGCUCAUGUUCUCCAUGCCCGAGACACUGGAGGAGCUUUUGAAGAGGCUGUCCCUGCUCCUGCAGGACAAACAGGAGAAGGACUGUGAUGCCCUCCCUGAGGACUCCUGCAUCCUUCUCUUGGCGAUGCUGGCCUUCGAGGAUUGUGACAAUGAGGAUAUUGUGGCAAAGUACAAUAUCUGGAGGAUUCUGAAGCACUCGAACCCAGUGAUGCUCUCGCUGGUGCUCAGGGCCCUUCUGACACUGUUGGAUAGAGCCAAGAUGGCACGAAAAAUGCUGGGCCUCCUCCCAUACGUGAUGGAAGUCAUCAAUGAUGGCAAUAGCGACAUCGUGUUGAAGGCCCUGCAGGCCAUUUUUAGAGUGAUGGGUUACCUGAAGAACGAAGUGAGACCUCUUGCUGUGCAGCUGACAGAAAAGCUCCUGCCUGUCUUUAAUCAUGAGUCCUGGAAGGUGAGAGAGAUCUCCAUCAUCCUCUUCAGAGACCAGAUGAAGAGCGUGGUGUGCAGAAACAAGAAACAGAUGAAGAACUAUGUGCGAAUGGCCCUUCUCCCGCUCUUCUUUCAUUUGAACGACGAAACAGAGAGGGUGGCCAAGGCAUCCGAGGAAGCGCUCCUGGCUGCAGCAGAGUUCCUCAGAUGGGCGCAGCUCAAACAUCUCAUCCAGACGCAGCAGACAUGGGCUAUUGCGGAAUGCUUGCUGGCAGAGCACAGGAGCAAGGCUGAGGAAUACUUAGAUCAGAGUGUGCCAUACCUGAAGGAUGCUCAGAAAGACUUGCGCUUGGCAGCCAUGAGGUUCAUCGGGCUUGCUGCACAACACCUGAGGAGCCAAAGCCCAGAGAAGACGUCAAGGAUCUGCUGCGUCCUUGAGCCCAUGACAGAAGACAGCGACAUCGCAGUCCGUUCCCUGGCUACACAGACCAUCGUCAUCGUGAGCCAUCCAAGGCAGCAGUCAAGAGCCUGGCGCAUUCUGGAAGCGCUGUGUUUCUGGGGCCUCUGAGCCAGGCAGAGGCGCUGGAGGUGCCUGCAGGGACAGAGGUCAUG
Cuculus canorus (common cuckoo) is the source of this 1160-nucleotide messenger RNA. Its product is annotated as maestro heat-like repeat-containing protein family member 7. The record is from RefSeq and is a predicted model, not a curated record. The coding region runs from base 37 to 1116 and encodes 359 amino acids. NCBI's taxonomy places the organism in Eukaryota, Metazoa, Chordata, Aves, Cuculiformes, Cuculidae. Gene Ontology annotation, cellular component: cytoplasm. The transcript is spliced from 9 exons.